CAUUAUAUUAUCAUUCCGUUUUGUUCUUCAUUUAUUUUUUCAUAUCAAAAUCUCAAUUUGAGAGUUUAUUCGAAUAAUGGAUUGCUCGAUAUGUAGCGCCAUGCCGUAUAAUUUGAGGCCUCCUAGGAACACCAUAUGCGUCGCUUGUUAUGAAGGUGCGAAAAGCAUUAUCGCCAUGACAAACAAGAUUGAUGAUCAUAAGAUUUCUGGAAAAUAUUCUAAUGAUCCUUCGGUUCCUAAUUCUUCCAAGGGUUUCAUGAGUUCUUUAAAAUGGUUAAAGGAGAUGAAGAAGAUGGAAGAAGAAAUGAACCAAAAGUUGGUAUUUUUAAGUGGUUUCAAAGCUGCAUUUAGAGAUCAAAUUCAUACAGACAUUCUUAUCAAACCUGGUGAUGAUGCUCCCUCCAUACCUGCACAUAGAGCCUUACUGGCAACAAGGUCUAACAUAUUUAAAAACAUGCUAGACUCUGAUGGAUGUAAAGCGGCACCAAAUGACAGUAUUACCCUCCCUGAACUAAGCCAUGAAGAAGUCGAAUCUUUACUGGAGUUCUUAUACAGCGGCGAUUUGGCUAAAGAAAAACUGGAUAAACAUUUGUAUUCGUUAUCAAUAGCAGCAGACAAGUAUGAGAUCCAGUUUUUACAAAAAUUCUGCGAAAACCGAAUGCUUGAGAUCCUUAGCACGAGUAACGCGCUUGAUAUUUUAGAGAUUUCGGAUACUAUUUGUAACCGAAACCUCAAGGAGACUGCAUUGAGUUUUGUUGUUAAGAACAUGGAGGAUAUAGUUUUUGCAGCUAAAUUUGAUGUGUUUGCGCUCAAGAAUCCACAUUUGACUGUUCAAAUUACAAGGGCGUCCUUUUUGGAAAUAAAAAAUCGAAGAUGUGAUGUCUGAGUUGCAAGUCGAGACAUGCAUUUCUACAUAUUUAUCGUUACAAGAACCGACUAUCUUAUUUUGUUUAUAUAAUAGUCAAUAGAGUUACCAUACCUGAGUGUAAAUCCACACGAAAUAAAUAAAAGUCUAUUUUUUUUA
Molecule: messenger RNA, 1024 nt
Organism: Helianthus annuus (common sunflower)
Lineage: Eukaryota; Viridiplantae; Streptophyta; Magnoliopsida; Asterales; Asteraceae
Product: BTB/POZ domain-containing protein At3g56230
Exons: 3
Coding region: 77-886 (269 amino acids)
Molecular function (GO): protein binding
Source: RefSeq, a predicted model, not a curated record